AUGUCUGUUCCUAACAUUGCCUGCUGGAAUAUUAGAGGUUUUAAUAGUCCAGACAAGGUUUUUUGCUGCAAGCACUUGGCUUCUUCCUUUAGACUUGACAUGCUCUGUUUGUUGGAAAAUAGGAUUCAAGCUUCUUCUCUUCUGAAUCCUUUCUUCUCAGAAUCUCACGUGAUCUUCCCUUCUGAAGACUCCUGUCAUAAUUUCAACAUGACUGCUCCUGGUAGGAUAUGGAUUAAGUGGAACUCUUAUACUCUUAAUUUUACUCCUACUACCAUCUCUCCUCAACUUAUAUCGGGUAUUGUGGAUAGAGCUGAAUUACCCUCUGUUGGUAAUGUCUACACUUGGUUUAAUCAGCGUCAAAGCAACCCUAUACACAUUAAGUUAGACAGAGUUUUGACUAAUGAUAUGUGGGAUUCAACUUUUCCUAACUCCUACUAUUUUGUGCAAGCUCCUUCUUGCUCAGAUCAUUGCCCCUUAAUCCUUCACUCCUCUGAUGCUGUCUCCCGAUACCACAGAUUUCUUUUCAAGAACUUCUGUACUCCACUUGAUGGUUAUUGGUUUAUCUUGUUGGAGGUUUUUUCUGCUCAGCCUAUUGGUAAUCCUAUGGCUGAUUUUUGCUCCAAACUUAGGCAUCUUAAAAGCCGUAUCAAACUUGAAUCCUGGACUAAUUCCAAUGCCAUUCAAGAUCAGCUAGACUCUUUGCACUGCAUACAACUUAAAUGUCUUGAGCAGAUUAAUCUGGAUCCUCAUAAUGAUGAUUUGAUUAGGCAUCUGAAGAGCAUCAACCACAAUAUAUCUAAAACCUCCUCUCUUCAUUCUUCUUGGAUCAUCCAGCGGGCUAAGGCCUCGUGGCCUUCUCAGGGAGAAGACAACCUUAAGUUUCUGUAUGCAAAAAUUAGGCGCAGAAAGGUUUACAGUAAUGCUGCUAUUAAUCUGGGAACUUCUUCUAAUCUCUCUAGGAAUGAUGCAAUUUCUGAUAUCAUUAAUCAUUUUCAUAAGCUUUUUAAUCCUCCCCUUAUUAAGGAUUUGAACAUGGACCUUUUUCCAUCUGGUAACACUCUUCAACCCCUUCUUGCCGAUUCUCUUAUUUUCCCUAUUACUGAUGAUGAAAUUAGGCAAUGUGUUUUUGAUGGUGCUGCUUCCUCCUCCCUGGGUCCUGAUGGUUUCAAUUACCACUUCUACAAACGUAGCUGGCACAUUAUUGGUCCUUGGGUUUGUGAGGUUGUUAAAUUUUUUUUGGUAAAUGGUACUCUUGCUCCUGGCAUCAAAGCUACGGCUUUAGCUCUCAUUCCCAAGUCCAAGCAUGCAUCCUCUUUUGCUCAUUUUAGGCCUAUUGCUCUUUGUAAUGUGAUUUACAAGAUUGUCUCCAAAAUUCUGGCUUCUAGGCUUAAGCCCAUCAUACCUUUAAUUGUCAAGGAGACUCAAUCUGGGUUUAUUAAUGGCAGAAUCUCCACCGAUAACAUUAUUUUGGCACAAGAACUUCUCUCUUUUGCUAAAACUAGGAAGAAAAACAUUUUUUGUGCUAAGUAUGAUAUCCGUAAGGCGUUUGAUACGGUUUCAAGGGAAUUUGUUCUGGCUAGACUUGUUCAGAAAGGUAUUCCCCCCUUAUUUGUCUCCUGGAUUAAGGCUUGCAUCUCUGACGUAAAUUUCUCUAUUAUGAUCAAAGGGGCUCUUGAGGGAUACUUUCCAUCCUCGGUUGGGUGA
Molecule: messenger RNA, 1704 nt
Organism: Dendrobium catenatum
Lineage: Eukaryota; Viridiplantae; Streptophyta; Magnoliopsida; Asparagales; Orchidaceae
Exons: 2
Coding region: 1-1704 (567 amino acids)
Source: RefSeq, a predicted model, not a curated record